This is a messenger RNA of Penicillium salamii, 942 nucleotides long. NCBI's taxonomy places the organism in Eukaryota, Fungi, Ascomycota, Eurotiomycetes, Eurotiales, Aspergillaceae. The record is from the annotation of a GenBank genome assembly.
AUGAGCAGCCAAAGAGUCCCGAUAGAACCCCAGAGUGUCGACGCUCCCCUCACUCAGUCAGCUACCUUCCUGGUAGUAUCGGUGACCGACAAACCCGGUGCCAUCGAAACCAUCCGCUCUGCAUUAUCAGGUCUGAACAGCUUAGCAAAAAAUGUCUCAAUCCGGGACUUGAGCGCCCAAUUUUCCUGCACCGUUGGAAUCGGAAGUGAGAUAUGGGAUCGCUUGACCGGCCUCCCUCGACCAUCGGAGCUGCGCCCAUUCCAUGAAAUAAGAGGACGUCAACAUACCGCGGUAUCAACACCGGGAGACCUGAUAUUCCACAUUAGAUCCGAGCGCCGAGACAUCUGCUUCGAAUUCGAGCGUCAACUGAUGGAUCAACUCGGCGAUUCAGUUUCCGUCGUCGACGAAACAGUCGGGUUCCGAUAUUUCGACGUCCGUGAUCUCCUUGGGUUCGUAGAUGGCACGGCUAAUCCAGUUGGCCCCGCGGUCCCUGAUUCCGUGCUCAUCGCAGAAGAAGAUACCCCUGCAUCCGGUGGGAGCUACAUAGUUGUGCAAAAGUACACGCACGACCUACCCGGAUGGAAGGAUGUUUCCACAGAGGAACAAGAGAAGAUCAUCGGUCGCACAAAGAUAGAUAAUAUCGAGUUGGAUGAUGCGGAAUCAGGACAGCGCUCGCAUAAGACGCUCAACACGAUUGAAGACGAGGAUGGAAAUGAGCAUGAUAUUCUGCGCGAUAAUAUGCCCUUUGGAUCGCCUGGGUCGGGUGAGUUUGGUACCUAUUUCAUUGGGUAUACACGUCGCCUGUGGGUUAUUGAGAAAAUGCUCGAGCGAAUGUUUGUGGGGGAUCCCCCUGGACUGCAUGAUCGCAUACUUGACUUCUCAAAGCCACUCACGGGGACGACAUUUUUUGCACCCCCUGCUAGUCUGCUAGACCGACUUUGA